GAAGUUGAAGAAGAAGAAGAAGAGGUUGUCCAUCACAAAUUGUUUUGUUGUUUAUGUUUGUGGUUACAGUUGUGAAGACUUUAUAACAUGUUUAAGAUGACUUUUUAUUCCAUUCGCCGCCAGAUCUUCCGUUUUCGAGGUGUCAUGAGAGUUUCUACGUGGAAGUAGGCUUGGCUUGAGCUGGUAGGCCUAGGCUAAACCGCCAAGAAAAGAAUGAAGAAACUUAAGCGAGUUUUUGGAUCUGUUGCAAAUUUGAAUAGUGGCCGAGAUGACCAGCCCCCCACAGACCUUCCAGUACCAUUGAGCACCUCACGUAAAAGUAUAUCAGGAUCUGCCCAUGGCCUUGGUGAACACCGGGGCUCUUAUGUCAGCUAUGAAUCUCAGUCACUGGACUCGUUCAACAGCACAGUCUCUGCAGAGAUUGACCCAUACAGUAAACAAGAUAAAAGUUUUACAAAACUUCACAAAUGGGCCUUCAUUGGCGAUGUCACCAAGCUGAAGAAGUUCAUCAGAAAGAUUCCUGUUGAUUCACAAGAUGGAGAAGGAAAGACAGCACUGCACCAUGCGGCAGCCCAGGGUCGAGGGGAUGCCCUCCUGUUCUUGUUGGGUAGCAAGGGGAAUGUUGAAAUGAAGGACAACAACGGUAUGACUCCAUUUCUUCGUGCAGUUGAAAGAUCUCAGUUGCCCAUAGUUCAAAUGCUUGUACAGCGAAGGGUUGAUGUGCAGGUUACUGAUAAUCAGGGAAACAGUAGUUGUCACUUAGCUGCAAAAACAGGCGCAGUUGAUCUCCUGACACUUUUACUAGAUUGUGGAGGUGACUGCGAUGCUGUAAAUUCGCUAGGGCGAACCCCCCUCCAUCUAGCAUGCUCUGAGAAUCAGCAGGAGAUAGUGGAAACUCUUCUCAGACAUGGUUCAAGUGUUAAUGUCGUAGAUAAAGAAGGUGUCACCCCUCUUAUGAUGGCUGCCAAAGUGGGUAGUGCUCCCCUAGUAGAAACACUUUUAGAACAUGAAGCAGAUGUAUCCCGCUUUGAUGCAAGCAAAUGGUCAGCUGCUGAUUAUGCUCGGUUCACUAAUCACAAUCAAUUGCACCAUCGAUUAUCUAGCCUUAUGAAGAAAGGGGAAAGUUCAGGAUUAUUUUCAAAUGAUUUAUUGAAUGUGAGUGAUGAAGGUAAUAGUCAGGAGGAAGAAAGUACUCCCGCACCAAAUAAAAAGGCAAGAGCAAGUGAUGAUGAUGGAGCUGCCGAUUCUUGGAGUGAUACGAGUGAAGUGAAUUCUAUAAAGGAAAAGCCUAAGAUCAACUUGGCAAAGUUCCUCCCUUCAUCGGAUGACUCCGCUGAUAAUGCUGUUGCCAAUAUCUCUGACUCAGCUGUAGGCACAGUCGGACCACCUAAGCCUCCAAGGUUGUAUGCUAGUUCAUCAAGUUUGGCUUCCGCUUGCAUGGAUGAAAGAGAUGAUGGGGACAAAGAUAACGAUGACCCUGGAGGCGUAGAUGACGAACCAAAAACAGACGACUCGUGGAAGUCAUCAUCAGAUGAAGAGCCUCAGUUAAAGCCAUUGCCUUUGUUCCCUAAAGAUACUUCUGCUACUACACAAUUGAAGGAAGGAGAGAGACCUACUGAUUCGAUUGCAAGAGCUGCCCCUUCAUCUCGGAUUGAAAAGGUAGACCUUGUGGCUGAGUUAGGUUUAGAUGACAUGGAUUUUCAUUCGUCUGAAGAGGUAUCUUUUGAUGAUGAUUAUGCAGUACUUCCUAUUGGAGAUUCUGCAAAACCAGAAAAGGAAAGUCGAAGAAGUUCCUCAGCUUUUGUUGGUGCCACUUGUGAUGAAAGUGCCUUACCUGUUGGAUCAAAUGAUCAAGACAGUUCACACGUUAUUACUCCGCUACAAUCAUCGAGAUCAUCAGCACGAAGUAAUGCAGGUAGGAAAGCCAUUGGCACUCAUGAGGAUCCUUUAUUAUCCUCUGAUGAGGAUAUAAAGAGGAAACCUUAUUCUCACAGAAAAUCCUCACCAAGAAAAUCUCCAAAGAAAUUAAAGUCUGCAGGGUUGAAAUCUAGUAUUGAUGAUAGUGAUACAGAGGAGGAAGUAUCUUUUCGUGGUAGGAAAACUUCAACACCAAAUAGGAAAAAUACUGAAAGUCAUGUUUUGACAACUGGAGAUAUUAGCAGCAAAGAGGAUGAAGAUGAAGCUGAUGCUGUGAAAUCUGCAGCUCCUCAAGACUUGUCUUUGAAAUCUCCCAGUAAAGACAACAUAUUUUCUCCAAACAAGAAGGAAGGGAAUGGAAAGACCAAGUUGAAAGCAGACAACACAGUGAGCAAUGCAACAGAAGUUAGUGGGAGUAAAUUGUGUGUAUUUCCAGAUGGUCAAGUGAGGUCUGGGACAAGCACUUUGUCAACUGUUGUUGGAACACUGGGAAGGGAAGGCACUAUGCAAGAGGUGGAGGAGUUGUGGGAGGCUAAUCCGAGUAUAAGCCCCAAACAUUCUAGUUCAGAGAGUAGUGUAGAGAACUCUGAAGAGCAUUCUAAAUCUGUAGGAAAAGAAUCACUUCCUUUGUCUGGUGAUUUGGUAAGGAAGGAACAAAUUUCUGAAGAAAAAAUUUUAGAUACUGCCGUUGAACAGGAUCAAGAGAAAAUAGCAGGAAAUAAAAAUCUUAUAGAUAGCAGUAAUAGUUUAGGACAAGAUGUCAAUGAUGCUGCUAUUGAAGAGGCAGACUCUAUAAAUGCUGUAGGUUCAAAUUUAAGCAGAGCGUCGACAUCACCAGUAUCACAGAAAUCUCCAAUAAAUGGUAGUAACAAAGUCAGUAGAAAGUCAUCUUUUCCAAGGGAGGAACUUUUAGUAGAUGAAGUUAAACAGCAGAUUGUUUCAAAAGAAAAAGUGGGAAGUAGAAAGGAGAAGGAAGAAUACAAGGGUUCAAGUGGGAAAAGUAAUUCUGAUAAGAUAAAGAAUCACUCUGCAACAAGCACAUCUCCAAGCAGAAGAGGGUCCAGAUCUGGUACGGGCCGCACCAGUGGCUUUGGCAGCAUUGUUUUCAGCGAUGAAGAUUCCAUGUCUCAAGACCUGCUCACAACACCACGUUUUAUGGAGGAAACUGAUGAUGUCAUUUCAGCAGCUUCCACAGAGACUGAAGAGAGUACACAUAUCAACUCUGGUUUAAAGGAUUCCCUGUUGACUCCAUUAUCGUCACUGCCUGAUGCAGCCGAUGUCAGCCAGCUUCAGGAUUUGGUUCGAGAGUUACGGCUGAAGCUAGAAAAGGAGUUUGGUCGGAGGACUGCCAUGGAAACCAGAUAUUCUCAGUUGCAGAAACAGGAAAAACAAACACAUUUGCAGAAUGAUCAGUUAGAGCAGGAUGUACAACGUAUGGAGCAAGAAGUUUCCAGUUUGACUGCCCGCAUCAAGCAGCUGGAAUACUUAGGUCAGCAUGAGCAAGAUUCAUCGCGCCUUAAAGAUCAGAGCCUUGAGGAAUUGCAGUUGCGUUGUGAGGAGCUCGAGGAACAGUGUGGCACUUUGUGUACAAAUGCACUCCGGCAAGAGCAGCUAGUAGAAUCUUUAAUGGUCCAACUGCAGACUAAAGAACGCGUCAACCAAAGUUUGCAGAGUAGAUUGGAAGAUGUCUCUUCACAGACUAAGUAUGUGUCAAUGAAGAGUUGCCAGACUGAGGAUGUUUAUGUAAAUACCCAAGAUAGCAACAAACUUUUAAGCAGUGUUGAAGUUUCUGUUCAAACAAUGGAUGAUGAUUCAGGGAAGGUUGCUGCUAAUCACAUGACAUGUAAUGAAAGGGGUAAUGAUUCAGAAGUUGUUAAAGGAAUGCUAUGUUCAGAGUGUCUCAGGCUAAGAGAUCCCAUUACUUUUGAAACUGCUGAUAUUUCUUUGCAGACGGAAGCAGAAGUUGAGAGUACUGUGGCUAAUCAGUCCACCUUUGUUUGUAUGGAAACACAAACACUUCAGUCUUCUCAUGAUAUUUCUAGUACUGGAGUGCAAUGUGUGCCAGAGAGAGAAAUGAAAACUUGCCAAACCGACAACAAUGCACACUCUCAUCAUUCACAAACGGAAAUGACAAACGAUAAUUGUGAAGUUACUCUUAAAAAAUCUUUUAGUGAAUCAACCAGUCAGACUUCUUAUUCAGGAAAGGUUGCUUUGGUUCAAACAGAGAUUAUGGAUUUUCCUACUAAUGUGCCACUGGCAAAUGGUACGGAAUGUCAAAAUAUAAAUGCCACUGAAGUGGUAUCAACUCUUGAACCUGUUUUGCAAAAUUUCUUUCAGGAUUUCAAAUCACUUAUUUUUGAAGCAAUGGAGGGUAAUCAGAAUUUGUUGCAAGAGAAAAUGGAUAAAUCAGUUGCCAAUCAGAUUAAUGAUUUGAAAAGUAAUAUGGAAAAAUUGUUGCAGCAACAGUCUGUAGAGCAAACACAAGACACUGAACUGAAAUUGAAGGAAUUAUCACAUGAUGUGAGUGAAAUUCUCCAAAGGCAGGUUGAGACUGUGACAGAAUUUUGUAACAAGACUGCAUUUAACGAUAAUAGCAAUAUUCAGGAAGUUGUGAUGCAAGCAAAUAAUGGGCUUGAUUCGAAAUUUCAAGAUCUGAAGCAAGCAGUGGGAGAAAUGAAGCAGAGCCAGGAUAGCAGCGAAGGAAAUGUUGCAUUUCAGUUGGAAAAUAUUUUGAAAGAUGCCGGGAAAUCUAAUGAAAAAAUUAUGAAGACACUUGAAGAUUUUCAGAGAGAAAAUUUGAAUGCCACUAGUGAAGUAUGCGAUAAGUUUAAUAAGUUGAGGUCCGAUUUAGCCAACAUUCAAAAAUCCAUCCAGAAUUUAAUUCAUUCUGAAGAUAGGAGUUUAACAGAAGAUAAUAUGAAAGAUAUUAUCAGUAGGCUUAACUUAGUUGAAAAGUCGUUAAUGGUGUCGAUUGAGAAGAGCCAUGCCUCCCAAGAUGUGUCUUCUCUUGAAAGUGAGCUUUGCAAAAUUAAUGAUGGCCUUCAUAAAAAGUUAUCGGCACUUCAGCUGAGUGUACAAGCAGUUGCGUCAGCUGGUAGAGUGGAUGAAGAUGCUCUGGACUUGUGCCUUGAAAAAUUAAGGGACAACAAUAAGCAGCUUUUAAAUGUUUUCAGAGCAAAAGCUUCAGAGUCCACAACAAACAUCAGUGAAGUUAUCGAGGAAAAUUUCCACAUAAUUCAAGACCAUCUACGUAAAGUUCAGCAGUCUCUAGCACAGAGGCUUAAUGAGCUCUCCCAGGAUUUUAGUCACACAGAAGAUAAGAUGUCUUGUACCAGCAAACAAAUUAAUGAAAUGGCAAGUCAGGUGGCUGGAAUUCAAAACAAUCUCUUGCACAUACAGUCAUCUCUGGAAGCUUUGCAGAGCCUCCCAUCUGCUGGUGGUGUUUUAGAUGAGGCAUUAGUUACAUCUUUGAGAGCAGGCAGUGAACAAGUGGCAUCCUCAUUAACAUUCCAAUACCAGAGUAUAAUUCGACUUUUGGAAUCACUGCAAAGGGAAGUACAUAACACUGCUAUGAAAACGCAUGGGUCCGAGGACAAAACGGAAAUUCGUCAUCUAAAGGAAAAACUGUGUGAAAAAGAAGAGGAAAUCUCAGGUCUUUGCAAUUCACAAGAGUCAUUGCAGAAAAAAUUAAGGGACCAGGUAUCAAACUUUGAACACUCACAAAGGAAAGAAGAAGAAUUGCAGUUAAAGUCUGAGAGUCUUGUGAAGAAAUUGCACCAGUUGGAGCAGAACCUAAGAGAGGUGGAAGAAGAACUCAAGAGGGAAAAAUUGAAAACUGCUUCAUAUAACGAAGACUUGAUGAAAUUACAACAGGAAAACUUUCAGUUGUCCACGGAAAGCAACAAACUCGCCUCACGGUUGAAUUCCCAACAGCACCAGAAGCAUUUGUACGAGAAUGAACUGCAGAGUCUUCGAGAUGCUAGAGAAGCAGCGGAGACUAGAGUUCAGGAUUUGAUGAUACAGCUGAAUCACGAACGACUGCAAGUGCAACGCACCCCACCAUCGGGGAGGGAUAAGGAUGAAGAAAUUAUAUUGGCCAAGCAGAAAGAAAUACAAGAACUUGAAGUAGCAAAGAAGAAAAUGGAAAGUCUCUAUAAUGAGAAAUGUGCCAAAUUGCAACACAUUGAAUUGCAGUUGAAGGAAACUGAGGCUCGGCUAUCUUUGGAGGAAGGUAAUAGAGACGACUUGGAAAAACAGCUGAAGAGGACCAAGACAACCGUAGAAAGAUUACAGAAGGCACUCUCAGAAGCUACUGUAGAGCAGACAGCUUUGCAGGAUUUAGAAGACAACAAUAAGGAACUGGAGGAAACAUUAAAUUCGAAUGAAAUGGCAAUGGAUACUUUGAGAAAGAAAGUAGAAUCUAUUAACAGAGAAAAAUUACAGUUAAAACAAGAAAUAAUGCUUUUGAAGGAAGAAAAGCUGUCCUUUGAAAUGAUUAAGCAGGAAAAAGUUAUAGCAGAAGAAAUGCAAAGGAAAAUGGAAAUCCAAUUGCAGGUUUUGCAACAAAGGAUUUUGGAUGAUUACAUUCCCAAGACCAGAUUAGAUCACUUGAAAAGGGAAUUGGAACAAAAGUACCAGCUGGAAUUGAGUACAAAAAUAUCAGAACUGAAUCACCUCCUGAAGGAGCAAAGUCAUCUGCAGGAAUCUCAGGCAAAGGCUAAAGUAUCUCAAGAACAAGGCUUCAAAGGUGAAAUCAGUAGAUUAUCUGAAGAAGUGCUCAGACUUAAGGCUUUGUUAAGCAUCCAUGAAGAGGAGAAGACCUCGUGGAAAGUUCGACAUGAUCGACUCAUGAAUCUUUACCAGCAGCAAGCUAUACCUCAGAAGUCAUCGUACACAAAAAAGCGUGAAGAUUCGUUAUCAAUAAAUCUGAGGGAAAUAAAUGCUCAUCUUCAGUCACCAUUAGCCUCCUCAACACUUCUGGGAAGACUGACGCCACCAACGUCAUUGAAUCCUUCAAAGGCUCCGUGUAAUAUUGACAGUUAUCAUUACACUCACUCUGAUAGUAUGGACCGUAUGCUUCAGAAGUGUCUCAAGGUCGCCGAGACUGACCAUUCAAGGUAUUUAUCAACUUCUGACGAUAAACCUCAUGCUAGGAUAUCUCCAAUGCAAUCGUCCCAGUCCCUGCAAGGUGCAUUACCAAACCUUGAUAAAUCUUGUGAAGCGUAUGUUGAUUUACUGAACAAAAAAUAUUGUCUGUGAUAAACAUUUGCCUUUCGGCAUUUGUGCCAUUUUUCGUGUCUUGAUCAGUGGUUGUACUAUAUCCACCUGCAUUGUUUAGUAGAAGUAUGGUGCGUAUGUAUUUUCUUUGUAAGAAGUUGCCAUUUUUAUUCUUAUAUAAGUGUGGCUUUUCUCCUUUUUUUUUCUUUAACAGUUUUUGUGUAAAUUACAUAACUUUUAGAUGGAGCAGCUAGUAUUUUAAAGAUUUUGAACAUGUUUACUAAAAUAUUUGUAGUAUUCUUGAAGGAGUUAGUUUAUAUUUUUGCAAGAUGUGUGGUACAUAUUUAGAUUGAAUGAAUCAGAUUAAGUUAAGUUCUUGUUUUUAAAAGAACAUUAAUUUGUCAUGGCCAUACUCCAUAUACGUAUUCAUAGUUCAUUUCACUGCUGGUUUGUCAACCUGAAUAUUUUAUGCGGGUGGUUUGUCUGUGGCCUUAGGUAAAUAUAUAUAGGAAAAACAGUAUUAUAACUACCUAUUCUUCAGUAAGUAGUGUGUGUGUUUGGACAAGUAGACUGAAAUUUUACCAUGAGUAGUGUUGAUGCCAAAGUUAACGAAUCAGUAAUGAAAAAAUAAAGUUUGGACAAGUAAAGAAGGAAAUUGGAAAUAUAGUAUUAAAGUGAUUUUGUCACAAAAGCUAUCAUUCCUAGAUCAUGACUUUUUAUUGUUUCAGAAAGCCAUGUUACUAUUGAGCUGGCUAGGAUUUAUGAAAGGUCUUCAAAUAAUUAUAGAUGUGUGAGAUUUUUUGUAUACUAUUAAGAUUACUGAAGUAAACACUGUGGCCAAGUUAAAUCUUUAAAGAAAGGUGUAAUUUAUAUGUAAUGUAUAGAAACUUGUGUGGGAAACGUUGAUUUGAAAAUUGUGGUGCUUAUGAGUAGCUGUGCUUUGUGGUUGCAAGUGUUCAUUCCUGGUUGUUGCAAGAUGGUGUGCAUGCUAAACAGUGUAUUGUAGUUUUACAAGAAGAAUCUUUAAAUAGCUCAUUUAAACUAUUUGUUCACUUGUCUUUGUAGACCUGAUUGUGACCCAUUGCUGCUCUCACUUAAUUCAUAGUCUGUUGCUAUUUGUUAAUGCUUAGUUCUUUUUUUGCUGAGCAGGGAAGUUUUCCCUGCACUCAAUCUCCCAUUUCUGUCCGGUGUUACAUAACGAGAGGUGCUUUUUUUCCUUUGGCUGCGAGUGACCAAAUUUAAGGUCGUGUUUAAAUGAAACACAAGUCUCCCAGCACCUACAGGUUAGCCAUUUAUCUCAAGUUUUGUAGUGCCUUGCAAUAUUUUAUUUAUAGAAAUCUGUGAUGUAUUGAUAAGAAAAUAUAGUUUAUUAAUAUUUU
This is a messenger RNA of Macrobrachium nipponense, 8513 nucleotides long. RefSeq names its product interaptin-like. Lineage: Eukaryota; Metazoa; Arthropoda; Malacostraca; Decapoda; Palaemonidae. The record is from RefSeq and is a predicted model, not a curated record. Gene Ontology annotation, molecular function: protein binding. The transcript has 10 exons. The coding region runs from base 214 to 7176 and encodes 2320 amino acids.